AUGUACUCUGACGAAGAUCUUGAUCAGCUUUUCAGCCAACUUUCUAUCAACAAAUCUUCUAGGACAGUUAGUCUUAAAGAAUCUCGUGAGUACGACAACGUUAAAGUAACCACUAAAGUCAAAAUACAAUCCACAGUAUCACAAAAAAUACCUAAUAGUCGCACAGAAACACGAAAUUAUGAAACUCCAGAGAAGAAAUGUUCAGCGAAAAGCUCAAAUUAUGAUGAUAUCCCAAGAAAAGCAGAUGGGAUCCCAGACUAUAGGUAUAAAGCUGCAAGGGAUCUUCCAAGAAAAUAUGAUGGGACUCCAGAUAUGCGCUAUGGUUGCAAUAAACCCAAGAAGAUUCAGGAAUACUAUUCUUUUGAUAGUGAUUAA
Molecule: messenger RNA, 375 nt
Organism: Blepharisma stoltei
Lineage: Eukaryota; Ciliophora; Heterotrichea; Heterotrichida; Blepharismidae
Source: the annotation of a GenBank genome assembly